Messenger RNA from Ochlerotatus camptorhynchus, 1200 nucleotides. Its product is annotated as pneumococcal serine-rich repeat protein-like. Bases 1 to 1200 code for a protein of 399 amino acids. NCBI's taxonomy places the organism in Eukaryota, Metazoa, Arthropoda, Insecta, Diptera, Culicidae. The transcript has 2 exons. The record is from RefSeq and is a predicted model, not a curated record.
AUGUUAUCGGCUGUACCAUCUAACAGAAGGGAAUCCAGUGCAUCCAAUCGUCUCCAGCAAUUACUUUCCGGCUGUUCUGGUGGCGGUCUUGCGGAUUUUCAUUCGAGUAUUGAUCGGAUAAACCUGGACAGUUCUUUACAAUCGCAGUUGGAGAACUCAUCAGCUGGUGAGGAUGGUCUGGCAGCUCUAUCACCUAUCGUGGAAAACAAUUCUGUGAACCAACUCACAGCCACCCAAAAUACUGCAAGUUCCGUUUCGACUGCAUCUACCAAUACUAUUGCAACUGUUACUGCUACUACCGCUGCUGCUGCUGCUGCUGCUGCUGCUACUGCCACUACUCCUGUUCCAACUACCAUUGCCGCCACUACUACUGCUGCCACCUCUGCCACGUCUACUGCUACUGCUACUGCCACUGCUGCUGCCAGUACUCCUGCUGCCACUUCAACUGCUGCUACUGCUUCCUCUUCAACUGCUGCUACUGCUUCCACCUCCACCGCUCUCUCUUCCUCAUCAUCUGCUGCAACGGUCACCACUAACCCGGGAGAUGAUGAACAACGAAACCCACAAACGGAAUGUCGUCUGAGAGUUGCAAAUAGGAACCAACGUCAACGUGAUCAGACUGAAGAAGUGCUGAGGUCUUUCUAUGUAACACCAUUCGCCAUUGAUCAAACAGAAGUCGACAUCCUGGAAUACAUCAAAGAGAUUUCGAACGCUGAGAAUUCUACACUUCGCUGUGCCAAGUUAGUUCCGAGAAACAAAAACAUCGAUGAGCUAACAUUCAUCUCCUUCAAGGUGACGGUAUCUGAUGACCUGGUUGGUAUUGUCAGUGAUUCCUUCUACUGGCCCGAAGGCGUUCAGAGUCCAAUCUCUCAUCAUCAUCAUCAUCAUCAACACCAACAACAACAACAAAGCGGUAUUGGUGCCACGCGAAAUCCAUGCGAUCGCGAGACCCAGUUAACCUUGAAAAGCUCACUCGGGACGCAAGUUGCUAGAACGAUCGCGGCACGGACGGAAGAGGAGCAGCGAAGAAAUGCUUUGCCCGUGCAUCCGCAGCAUAACAACAACCAACAGAGCCAUUCUGGAAGGCGUGCUUAUAGCGUCGCUCGUGUGCUGCAUGCGAUGGUAAUGGUAAUGGUGAUGGUAGCAGCAAGUAGUAACAGUUCGCCUCUGUCCGUCAGCGAAAGGAACAUCGCUGCAUAA